This is a messenger RNA of Anisakis simplex (herring worm), 192 nucleotides long. Lineage: Eukaryota; Metazoa; Nematoda; Chromadorea; Rhabditida; Anisakidae. The record is from the annotation of a GenBank genome assembly.
AUGUUUCAGUAUAGGAACUCUGAAAAAGGACAACUUCCUGCACUGCUCAAUUUGAUGUUGGCCAUUGAGAGUCUGCUGGCACUCAAAUGGUUUUCGAUGUACAGAAUCAAGUGGGGUCCUGGACAUAAAAUUUUUCUUGGGCUGCUGGCAUGUUUCCUAUGUUUGGUUAGUACAAGUCUUCCGUUGGGUUAA